Molecule: messenger RNA, 1623 nt
Organism: Pedinophyceae sp. YPF-701
Lineage: Eukaryota; Viridiplantae; Chlorophyta; Pedinophyceae
Source: the annotation of a GenBank genome assembly
AUGGCGCUCACAACGCUGCAGUCGCAGCUCACCAUCGCCCGGGAGUCGGCGGUGCUGGGCGACUACGCCGGGGCGCUCGUGUACUUCGACGGCGUGCUGGCGCUGCUGAACAAGCACAUCCGCGCCUGCUCUGAUCCCUACAUGAAAGGACUCUGGCACAACUGCAAGAAGGACGUCCAGUCGGAGGCAGCCGUCAUCCGCGACAUCGAACGCGAGCUCAUGAACCUCCGCGGCCACGCAAACGGCGACGAGCGCCUCGUCGGCGCAGCCAACCUCCCGCUCUCCAGCGCAGUGGACGACGAGGACCCGGACGUGUGGCGCCCGCCUUCCCGCCACACGAACGCCCGGACGCCCCCGCCGCGGGAGCUCCGGCAUGGCGGCGGGUUCGCGAUGGAGUACCCUUCCCGGCGCGUGCGCGCGAACUCGAGCAACACCGCCGCCAACGCGCCGCCGCAGCGUGUCAACGCCGGCCGCCCGCGCGCCCGCACCCCGCCCCGCGGCGGCGCCGGCAACUUCGCCGCGCCCACCGCCGCCAGCGCCAACCGCGACCGCCAGCGCCCCGCGCCCCCGACAGGGAACCGCCGCGGCGGCCCGCCCGGGUCCGCGCCGGACCCCAACCGCCACGGUCCGGGCGCGCGCGGCCCCGGCGGCCCCCCCGGGCACCACCCCGACGGACACCCUGACCUGGCGUCGAUGUUUCAGGGGCCGGACCACGAGCUCGCGCAGAUGCUGGAGCGCGACGUGCUCGACCGGUCCCCCGGCGUGCGCUGGGACGACAUCGCGGGUCUGCGCGAGGCCAAGCGUCUGCUCGAGGAGGCCGUCGUGCUCCCGAUUCUCAUGCCGGAUUACUUCCAGGGGAUCCGGAGGCCGUGGAAGGGCGUGAUGAUGUUCGGGCCGCCCGGGACGGGCAAGACGAUGCUCGCGAAGGCCGUGGCGACGGAGUGCGGCACGACGUUCUUCAACGUCUCCAGCGCGACGCUCGCGAGCAAGUACCGCGGCGAGAGCGAGCGCAUGGUGCGCAUCCUGUUCGAGAUGGCGCGGGCGUGCGCGCCGUCGACGAUCUUCAUCGACGAGAUCGACUCGCUGUGCACCUCGCGCGGCGCGUCCGGCGAGCACGAGGCGUCCCGGCGCGUCAAGACGGAGUUCCUGGUGCAGAUCGACGGCGCGAGUGCCGCCGAGGGGGAGAACGGGGAGCGGAAGAUCGUCAUGGUGCUGGCGGCGACGAACUUCCCGUGGGACCUCGACGAGGCGCUGCGGCGGCGGCUCGAGAAGCGCGUGUACAUCCCGCUCCCGGGGCGCCCCGAGCGCGAGGAGCUCUUCCGCAUCAACUUGCGGAGCGUCGAGGUCGAGGAGAACGUGGACUUCGCGGUGCUGGCGUCGGAGACGGAGGGCUACAGCGGCGACGACAUCACGAACAUCUGCCGCGACGCGAGCCUGAACGGGAUGCGCCGCAAGGUGGCGGGGUUGACGCCGGCCGAGAUUCGCGCCAUGACGUCCGCCGACGUGGCCGACCCGAUCUCGAUGGAGGACUUCCGGCAGGCCAUCUCGAAGAUCUCGCCGUCCGUGGGGAAGGACGACAUCAAGCGGCACGAGACCUACCUCGCCGAGUUCGGUUCCUCGUGA